AGAAGUAUAUUACAGCUUGAAAUCUCUAGUCUCAAAACAUAUUAAUAUUAUAAUUUUGUCGCUGUUUUUUUACAAAGAUAUAUCGAAAUAAACGAGAAAUCGCGACCGCGAUUUCGAACCUGGUGAUAAAGUUUGACAAAUUUCGUAAAAAGUCUCUCGAUUGGAAGAACGACGGAGAUGAAUGGGGUUUGAUCGAACAAGCUCUGUGGCAAACUGUGGCUGUGACGACGCUUCGACACGAUGUCGGCUCGACUAAAUUUCAUCUUUCUCGGUUGUUUAGCAACGUUAUUGGCGAGCUCUGUCGCGCAGGAUAUUCUAGGAUGCGGCGGCUUUCUAAAGAGUCACGCUGAUAUCGAUUUUACGAAAGUAUACGUCAGGCUGUAUACGAAGACCGGUAGUCUAAAGGAUCAUACGGAAUGCGCACCUAACAAUGGCUAUUAUUUUCUUCCUCUCUAUGACAAAGGCGAAUACAUAUUAAAAGUAGAUCCUCCUAGAGGUUGGAGCUUUGAGCCUACUGAAGUAGCAUUGAAUGUAGAUGGUGUCACGGAUGAUUGUAGCCAAGGGAAAGAUGUUAACUUCACGUUCAAAGGAUUCGGCAUCACAGGACGAGUUAUCAGUUUGGGUACCGAUUCGGGUCCCAAAGGAAUCACUAUCUCCUUGUACAUGGAGAGCAAUAAGCAGGUUCCAGUUAGAUCAACGGUCACAACUGAUGGUGGGAUAUUUUACUUCACCCCCAUUCAGCCUGGGAAAUAUAUUCUCAUUGUGUCUCAUCCCAAAUGGAUAAUAAGGGAAAGUACAGUCGAAGUAACUGUGCAAGAGGGGAACACAGAGCUCCCGGACGGUAGCCUGGUAGUGUCCGGAUACGAUGUCAGUGGCAAAGUUACCAGCGAGAAUGAGCCAGUGGCUGGUGUGUCCUUCAUCCUCUUUGGAAAUGGCGUCGCAAAAAACUGCGACACGACGCCCGUGGCGAAGGAUUUCGAGUCCAAGAAGCCGCUCUGCCACGUCAUCUCAGACAACGGCGGUAGAUUCGUGUUCCCCAGCUUAUCUCCGGGCGAAUACAAACUAGUGCCUCACUACGCCGGCGCCCAGACGAAGUUCGACGUUCAGCCGCAGGAAUUGUUCUUCAAAGUCGGCCACGGCAGCCUGCUGCUCGCGCAGGACUUCAAGGUGACCGGCUUCACGGUCGGCGGGCUUGUACGCAGCUUUACGAACGGCAGCCCUUUGCCGGGGGCGAAAAUAUUCCUCUCGCAGAAGGAAGUCGCUGUCACGGACAAGAACGGGAAAUACGUGUUGGAUAAUAUGAAAGCCGGCCAAUAUACGCUCAGAGCGGAGUCCGCGAACGUGCAAUUCAGCGAAAAGACGGUGAAGAUAUCUCCGAGCUCGCCUGAACUCCCGGUGCUGGUACCAUCGGCGUACAAAGUGUCCGGCAAGGUGACGCUGUCGGCGAAGGGCACGCUGCACUUCCGCAAACUGGCCAUUCAGAAUACCGCCGCCACGUUCUACAAGGAGCUCGACAUUCAGGAGAAGACCGGCGAGUUCUCCGUCUAUCUCGUGCCGGAUAAGUAUCAGCUGAGCGUGAUUGUGAGCACGGAGGAGAAGGCCAAGGGUUUGCAAUUCUUCCCGCUGCAGCAGACGAUCGACGUGAUGUCCCAGCCGAUCACCAACGUUAACUUCUUACAGCUGAAAGCCACGUUAACGGGCACGGUGAAUUGCUUGCAGGGGACCGACUGCAGUCAAGCCUCUGUCACUCUGAAGAUACUCGACGGAGUGACGAUAAAGACGGUGCAAGCGAAAGACGGCCAAUACCAGUUCACGGACGUGUUGCCGGGCCACUACGAGGUGCUGAUCGACAACGACGUGUUCUGCUGGGAGAAUCCCAGCUUCAUGGUCUCGAUAACGUCGGAGCGCGCUGAAGUGCCGUCAUUCAAGCAGACCGGCUUCUCCAUCACCUUCAUAUCUUCCCACGACACGGCCGUGGAAUACUCCGAGCCUAACAACACGAAACUAAUCACUUUGCCAUUGAACAAAGGCAGCACAAGACAUUGCGUGCCGAAAUCGGGAGCGUACACCUUCAUCCCGAAGGGCUGCCACGUGUACGACAAGUCCUCUUACACCUGGGACACGAACAAUCUCUCGCCGAUCUUGCUGCACUCCACCGAGCACACUCACAGAGGCAGCAUCUUGAGUUACAGCGCGCAGAGUAGUCUCAAAGUCAAGAUUGAAGACGGGGGCAACAGCACCACUGUUGGCCCAUUGAAGCAUGUGAUGAAGGACGGCAUUCCACUUAGCGGCGUAUACAAGUAUGAGUUCGAGUUCAAAGCGAAAACGGACAAUAUGUACACCAUCACUCCGCUGUCGGACAUUCUGCUAUUCAGUCCGCCAUCCUUGAAGAUCAUCGGCGUGAACGAUUGCCAUAAUGACAUCGCGAGUUUCGUCGGCGACCUGGGAAAGAUUAUAGCUGGGGAAAUCGUGCCGCCUUUGGAAGGCGUGGCGAUACAGAUCUUCGGCAAGGAUAAAGAGUCGCCGAUUCACACGCUGGUCACGGAGAAGAACGGCGUUUACAGCGUCGGUCCUCUCGACGGGAAGAUCGAAUACAGUGUGAAAGCUGAGAAGGAAGGUUUCGUGAUCACUGAGACCGAUAAGAAAGGGGUGUUCUGGGCGCACAAAUUGGCCGAGAUCAUCGUCGAAGUUUCCGACCGCGCUGACAAUUCCUCUUUGCAGGGCGUGCUGCUUUCUUUGUCCGGCGGCCAAAGCUACCGCAAGAACAGUAUAACCGGCGAGGGCGGCAAAUUCGUGUUCAACUCGCUGUCCCCGGGCGAGUAUUACCUCCGGCCGAUGAUGAAGGAGUAUCGCUUCGACCCGCCGUCGAAGAUGAUCAACGUCGAGGAGGGAGAGACCAUCAAAGUGCACUUGUUCGGCAAUAGAGUUGCGUAUAGCGCCUACGGCUCCGUGACUUCCUUGAACGGGGAACCUGAGGUGGGUCUAUUGGUCGAGGUUCAGGGCCAAGGGAAUUGCUCCAAUCUGCAGGAGGAGGCCACGACCGAGGAGAACGGUAACUUCCGGAUUCGCGGCCUCCAGCCCACGUGCACUUACGUGUUCCGUCUGAAACCGAAUGCAGAGGUGAACGCUCACAUACAACGCACGAGCCCCGGCUCGCAGCUGGUGCAGCCGAUGGAGGACGUGCACGGGCUGCGUUUGAUCGCCUUCCACCCGAUCUCGCGCACCGAUGUCGCGGUGCACGUGACGUCUGCCCAGCCGGAGCACUACCGCACGAUCAAGGUGAAGCUCUGCCAGGAUGAUAUGCCUGAUUCGCCUGUGCACGUGUCUAAGUUAGACGUCCAGCAGACCGGUAAGAUCGCCAGCAGCUACAACGCCGGCUUCCUCGUGCACUUCCCGCCGCUGCAGGCCGACAGCCGCCGGUACUUCGUACAGUUGGAGUCCUCGCUGUCGCAGUCCGUGCACAAGUACUAUACCGCGCCGGUUUACUUCGAGGCGAACUCGUCGUUCAAGUACAUGAGGCUGGCCUUCAACGCGGAGCGCAAGGUCGACCAGGCCGAGAUGAGUCAGACGUCGGUGGUCGCGCUGCCGUUCAUCGCGCUGGUCGCCUUGGCCUUCUUCAACCGCGAGACCCUCUGGACAUGGCUGAACGCGCUGCUCGACAAGCGCUCCAAGCCCGUGCCGAGCUCGAGGGCGCCCGUCCAAGCCAUCCCCAUCGAUCCCAGGACGGACGACAUCAUAGUCGAGCAGAUAAUGAACAUUAACAAGAGGAAGACGAAGCCGCGGAAGGCGUAAGUCGGUGUCAUCUGACCGACGUUCGUUCUCUUCACAUGUUGAGGCUCCGGUCCCCCCCCCCCUCCUUCUUCGUCUCGAUCUUUUCAAUCGAUGACGUCGGAAACGGGAAGACGUACGUCCAAAAUUCUCGCACAGUGCGUUGGAAUAAAAGAAUACGUCCGUAAAAUCGAGCACGACUUUGCAAAACGAUCCGAAAACUUUACUUUUACUUCGACAAUCUCGAUAAAUAGUUGUGAAAUCAUAGCUGGAAAGGAAGAUCACGUGUCGCGUUAAUUUUACAAUUAUUACCGCAAAGAGCAAGUUUUUUUUGGGGGAGGUAUUUUACAAAUACGAACUAUCGGUCACAAGUGGGUCGAAUUUCACGGACGUAUUCUUUGAUUUCAGUGUGUUUCGCGCGUUUUCUCACUUCCGAUGUCGUCAAGCAAAGCAACUGCAGAACAGGACCGGCUAAGCCUAUUCUGUAGCUUUUAAGCUGCGUCCGGAAACCUCAUCUAGAUGCACACACGUCGAAGCUCGCGCCGUUCACAAACUGGGUGCACCUCAGGAGGGAAAUUUUUCAUCCUGAAGUUCCUUUGAUGGUAUUCGACGUAUUUGCGUUCGGGAACUAUCCGCGCUCGGAGUGAAACCUGCCUUCACCGCCGUCAUUCGCUCUGCUCAACCUUCCUCUACCCUCAGGAUGAUAUUUCCGAACGCAGCCUUAACGACAGUGUCAAUAUCGUUACGUUGUUGUUGCACAGAUACAAUAUAUAGCAGAAAAGUUGCGCGUCGACAACGUAAUAAUGGGCACUUUCAAUUUAGCUGCACAAAUCACAAGUAUCUUAUCUUUGUUAUUCUCUGAGUACGUAACAAAGACAAAAUGUCCUUUGUAUCGACUCGUAAAUGGAAAGCACCCAAUAACGACCCCAAUAACUGAGAAAAGUUACAGAAUAAGGCUGCAGGAGCCAUAAGAAUCAUAAUCACUGCUGUGAUCUCGAAGCGAAAGAAAUUCACGUCAAGAUCUCGUACAUAGGUAGAUGCAGAGAUAUCUUGGCCUUGGUUCAUGUUUUGUAAGCCUAGCGUCUUAUUCUGGACGCGUGUCGAGCGUUAAAUCCACCUCUCCGAUCGCCAAGUCCGAAACUAUGUUUAUAUGUAAAUCUUGCGUGAGAAGAACGGAACUUGGAAUUGAAGUGGCGCAUUUAGCAUCCGUUGUCUACACUCUUGGACGGAAUAGUUGGACACAGCAUGUUCCUUUUGAUGACUUUUCAAACGUAUUUCGUAUCUAAUAGGAAAAUGUACCUCUUCUAAAAAUUAUUAAAAAAUGUAACAAAUUUUCCCGUUGCGUUGCGAAACUCGUUGAAAGAGCAGUUGUACAAUUAUUAUGUCCAUGGGAUUACACGGCCAGAAUAGGAACGAUCGCCGCAUACUUGGAUAUAUAUACUCGUCACGGCGAUUGCGCGCGCGUCAUCGAGACGUUAGCUUCUCGACGCACUCGGUGUACUCGGGACUGUUAAUAUUUAUAUGGGUUAAGUUUAUGUCGCGGGUUCGCGUCCUAUUCGCUGUGCCAGACACAGAUGUGUCUGCUGCGGGAUGAAUUCACGAGUAUCUAGGAAGCUCGUCGACGUAAUAUUUUAAGGGAGACUUCAAUACAUAACGUAAAACGUAACGAGCGCAACGAGCGCGAGGAUGUUCACGAUCGAGAGGAUCGUUCGAUACAUAAGCCGUUACACAUCGUUAAUUAAAGUAAAAUGUACAUAUAAAGAGAUUGCUGUAUUGUAUAAUAUUUUGUGCGGAGCCUCCGUUAUUAAAGAUUCUUACUUUCAA
Molecule: messenger RNA, 5592 nt
Organism: Dinoponera quadriceps
Lineage: Eukaryota; Metazoa; Arthropoda; Insecta; Hymenoptera; Formicidae
Product: nodal modulator 3
Exons: 15
Coding region: 241-3792 (1183 amino acids)
Cellular component (GO): endoplasmic reticulum membrane
Molecular function (GO): carbohydrate binding
Source: RefSeq, a predicted model, not a curated record